Molecule: messenger RNA, 2167 nt
Organism: Cladocopium goreaui
Lineage: Eukaryota; Dinophyceae; Suessiales; Symbiodiniaceae
Source: the annotation of a GenBank genome assembly
CCCAGGGCCAUCCAGGGCCCCCCCUGGACCUUCCUGGGGUCCGCCAUGAUCCGCGCGCCCGGCGUCAACGCCGUGCUCAAUGGCCUGGCCUUGGCUCGGCAGAUCCUGCGGCGCCAAAACGCCUUUGAGGAAGCCGUCAUCGGGAGGAGACCCCCAAGCAGCUUCCUGGAUCUCCGCGAACUCUCCUCGCCCUCACUGUGGCUGCUGGCGUGUCGUCGCUCCCACAAGCAGCUGUCCAAAGCGCUGGCUGGGGAGCAUCGCAAAGAGGUGGAAGAGUUAUUGGCCCAAUACUCUGAGCUCCUGCGUUUCAGUCAGGUACUUGAUAAGGCCAAGGCUUUGCGGCCGCAGCUUCUGCUCAGGCUUUACUCAAGACUCGCGAGUCGGUGGUACUACCAGGCCGUGACCACCGGCCUACAGAAAGGGUUAGUCAAGCCUGGGGAAACGAAAGGAAUUCCUUCGGCAGUUUUGCUGCAAGUGAAGAACAAGGAAGCCACAGAGAAGCUGAUGGAAGAUGUGCAGAAGCAGCAGGCCAACUACAACAUGACUCUUCAGCGAGGACUACAGGGCAAAGGAUACCUGGACCUCAAUGAAGAGGACUUGAUAGGCCUCAGCAAUGAGAUGAAAUCUGUUUGGGAGAGUCACUUGGGCUCUGCUGCUGUAUGGCGGAAGACCAAAUAUCGAGUUCCCAUUGGCCAUGACUCCUUGGGAAAGAUCUCCUCCUUUUGCCAGAAUGGUGCCACCCGGAAACGUCUGUUCCAGGAGUUCUACGCUGGCUUCGAUUCCUCCUUGGAUGAGGCCGCCUUAGAGCUGUUGAGAGCCAGGAAGCGGCUAGCUGAAAAGCUUGGCUUUAGGAGCUAUGCUGAUCUUGAAAUGGCGCCCAUGGCGGUCAGAGAUGAGGCGACGGCGAGACGCUUCAUGGACCAAUGUUGGAAAGAUGCGCAGCCUGCCAUGUCCAAAGUCGUCAAGAAGAUGAAAGAUUGGAGUGGACGAGGUGGCAAGAAAGAGGUGAGCCAAGUGGACCAGGUUUUCUGGCAAGCUAUGGUGACACGAGAGGCAGACACUUGGAAGUUGGCACAUUUUCUUCCAGCAGACCGGUCACUGCCUCGCUUACUGGAAGUGGUGGGCAAGGCCUAUUCGGUGACCUUCAGAGAGGUAGAUCCACCCAGUUGGGCCUCACGACUCCUCAAUGGCUGGCACAAGUCCGUGCAGGUUUUUGAGGUGACCGAUGGGCCACCUUCAGCGGUGAGAGCACUGGGACAGCGUCCAAAGAAGUUGGGCUAUGUCUACCUUGACCUGUACCGAAGGAUCAGCUGGCUGGGACGACCAGCUUUGGAGCUGGCAGGGGCCGCAAGGUUAUGUCCCGGCCAUGCAUAUCUCUGCUGCAACUUGGUGAACGCUGGCGUUGGUCAAGGGAAGCUGCUAAGCCCUGAAGAGGUGGUGGGCAUCACUCAUGAGCUCGGCCAUGCUGUGCACAUGCUUUGCCACACCGGAAGCCCUUCAGAGUUCGACGAUCUGCCGCUGGAUGUGCUGGAGCUGCCCUCUACGCUCCUAGAGACGAUCGCUGUGCAGCCCGAAAACAUGACGCAGUACGCGCGGCAUUGGAGCAGCGAGAGUCUUCCAGACAAAGAGUUGCUGAGAUCUUGCCAGAGGGAUUCGCACUUCUUCGUUCGAGUCCUACAAAACGCGAGCAUCUCUUUGGGGCUCCAUGCAGAGGACUUUGAUCCCUUCAGCAGCACAGCGAGUGAUGUCCGCGCAAAAGCCGUUGCACUGUGGCAGCGAUACUCCACCGUGGAAGCGGAUCCCAUCUUCACGCCCUUGGGCGGCGACGCAGGUCUCAAUGUGGGCCAUGGAGCGAACCAUGUGGCGUACCUCCUGUGCUACCUACGUGUUGCUAGCAUCCUGCAGAACAAGGGUGGCAGGAAGGAUGUCCGAGACCGACUGCUGCAACCCGAGUUCGCAUCAAGGUUGAGGUCUCAAUUGUUGGACGCCAACUUCCCAGGAGAACGGAUGGCCUCCAUCCACCCUACCCUGGUGGAAGCGAAAGGUCGUGACCUUCCACAUCCCCUCCCACCGCUUCCGAGUAGCACGUCACUACUCUUCCAGCAAGUGGCAUAGUGAAUUGAUUAUUGGUUGGUGUGGGCUCAAAAAUGAUGGAAGUCGAUUUCUG